UAGUUUACAACUUCGCAGUCACACAACUUGAUUUAUUUAUAAAUCUUUCCGCUCAGAAAAUGUAGAGUAAAAGCGGUUACUGAAACACUACACGUUUUAGCUAAAGGAACAGCUUGCUCACAAAUAGAUCCAUUUGCGUUGAAUUAUUCAAGGUACGUCAACAACAAGAACGGCCAUGAUAAUUUGAGCAGAGACUGCAUGAAGUAAACAGCUGUCCAUAAUAUUGUUCUGUGUAGGAUCUUGUGACUUAUUCUAGCUUUCGUGCAUUAAAUAAUGGCUGACACAAAUUCUCAUGAACUUUACGAUAGUCAUCCUGAAAGUUCUGGUUAUGCUAAUGAUGACUUCGAAAAGUUAGACCCGCCUGGCAGCGGUUUCGACAAUGACGGUGGGAUGAUGGGUGACGAAGAUGCCGACGAUCUUAGUGGAGUAGGUUCAUCAGGUGCGUACGACUAUGACUAUGACCGCAAUCAAGAUGCGGAAAUCUCUACUACCACAGAUUAUCCUGGUGAAGAAGAUGCAGAAGAAGAUCGUUAUGCAGUUGGUGCUUCAGAAGCUGAAGCAAAUACAAACGCACAAAAUUCCUCAGAACCUCUCAUUAAUUUUGGGGAUGAUUAUAGUAAUAAUGUUGAAGAUGAAGAAGAUAUUGAUAUGGUAUACCAAGCACAGCCGUCUGCUCCAGUGCCAGAUAGUAAUGAACCACUAAUUGAUUUCAGUCACACAGAAGAUCCAGUUGUUCACCCUUCAUCUUAUAGCCAAAUUUCUGAACCCAUUCCCACUUCUACUGCUAACAAAGUUAAAGAAAGUAGUCCAGUUGUUAAAACUACUGAACAAAGUUCAGCUGGAACAAGUAGUUCUAAAGAAAAAGAUAAAAUGACAAAAAUUCUCCCACCUCCUGAAGUUCAUGAGAAACAAACCCCAUCAAAGGAUCUUCUUGAGCAGACAGUUAUUUAUAAAUAUCUUGUGGUCGUGGGCACAUGGCUGAAAGGAGUGGAUCCAAGGGGCUCGAAAGAUGAAGCUACAGAAGGGUCAGAUUUUCAGUCAUGUUUGAAGGAUCUGAUCUACUGGAGAGAUGUGAAGAAGACAGGGAUUGUGUUCGGUACAUUAAUGAUGGUCUUGAUUUCCUUGGCAAUCUUCACUGUAAUUAGUGUUAUUGCCUACCUGUCUUUGGCUAUCCUGACUGUCACCUUCAGUUUUGUGGUCUACAAAAAAAUCAUGGGUGCUGUUCAAAAGUCUCAAGAAGGACAUCCUUUCCAACCUUUGUUGGACUUGGAUAUUCAACUGAAUGAAAACAAACUGAAGAGCAUCAUUCACAGCACACUUAAAAAUGUCAACUGCUUGACCCAUGAACUACGUAGACUGUUUUUGAUUGAAGAUCUUGUAGACUCAAUUAAGUUUGGGCUGCUUUUGUGGGCCUUGACUUACAUUGGGUACUGGUUCAGUGGCAUGUUCCUCAUUAUCAUGGAUGUAGUUCUACUUUUCACUUUGCCCAAAGUGUAUGAAACAUACCAAGUGCAAAUUGACAACUACAUUGGAAUGGCAAAAGCCCAAGUCAACAAUGUUGUGAACAUUAUCCAAAGUAGAUUGCCAUUCUUAAAGAAGAAGGAAAAGGCCCAGUAGAUCAGACAUGGUUUGUGGGGACAACUAAAUAUAACAGUCCAGAAACAGAAGUGAACACAACACUUGAUUUAGAGGCUUAGUAUGUAUUGAUUUAUACACCAUAAUACAUUGCAGGAACAAGUUAGGAGGAACUCCAUGCAGUUUAACAAGGAUUGUUUUUUCCAUUUUAAAAAUUAAAUAUGACGAUCUUUGAAAGUAGCCAACUUUUACACUUAGCUGAUAUUUUAAAAUAUAUGAUGCUGUGCAACAAUUUGGCUAAUGAAAUCAGUCUCAUUGAAAAUAUGCAGGAAUAGUUCAAAUGUGUAGCUUACGGCUAUAAUUGUGAUUUCUUAAAUUGCUGAACAUUUUUCUCUUUGUAUAUGGCUUUAUAUAGUAAAUGGUAUGUGUGAUGGGUGUUACAUUCAUAUACUUAAAAAAAUAACAUGUUUUAUUUGAAAGAUACUUGUUUCUAGAUUUUAGAUCUACAUUAUAAAAUACCUUUCUUUGUUACUUAUUUUGAGGGAGUAGGGAUGGAAAAUUGUGUUUUUUUUUAAUGAGAUUCAGAUCCUAAUUAAUCAUUUUUUUAAACAGGGUUUUUUUUUCACUUUAUUUUUGUUUGAUUUUUAAUAUCCAGUACAGAUCUCAUGGAAUUUAAAAAAUAACUUAUUUAUUUAGUAUGUGACACUUGCCAGUAAUCAAAAGUACAUGAGCAUUGCACAAGAUUUCUGUGGUGUGAGUGAUAAGUGAAAAGAAUUAAUGAAUGUGUGAAGCAAGUUCUUAAAUGUAUUCUGUUUUCAUUAGUAUAGAAUUGUAAUCAACAGAAAAAGACUAAUGCUUUUACAAUUUUUGCAUAGAUUUAGUAGAUAAUCUUAACCAAAGUUUACAUGCUUUUUAUUGUGUAUUCUACACUUCAAUAUGUAAAUAAAUUUGUCAUACAAUGUACUGGAGCAUGAUAAUUUGUUAAACAAUACAUUCAAAUGCUCAACUAAAAUGCCAACAUUCAUUUAGAAUACAUUUAAAUACUAAUAUAAUUUUUGUGUUAACAUUAGCAACAUGUGGCUAGGAAGUUUUGAAUUCAUUAAGAACUCAAACCACAUUAGGAUAGCUUCACUAAUUUGUUUCCCCCUGUGAUUAACACACCCACUUUCAGGAAUGUUUUUGCAACCCCUAGUCCACGGUUUUCCCACUAAUAACUUGUGAUAAAUGUUAGGUUAUCAAAUUUUGUUGGAUCACUUGUGUUACUGCAAACUGGUAACAAAAAUUGUAAUAGGACUUAUCAUCAGAGCAUGGUUUAUUUUGUUGACACAUAGUUUGCACAUGCUUUUGUCAAUAUUCCACCGUUUCAUUUAUCUUUCAAAUUUGAUUUUUAAUUGUCUUUUUAUAUACAAGAGUUUUAAAAGAAGUAAGUGUUACAGUGGCUAAAGAAAUUACUUAAAUAAAUUAAUUUCUUUUUAAAAAGCAGUUGUUUCAAUCACUUCAUAGGUCUCUUUAUUUUGGACCUUUUUAGCAUGUGAAGUAUUUUUUAAUUAAAGCAAACAUUGUUUAGGCAAAAUGUCACAACGUGGUGGGCUAUGUAAUCAUACAAGUUAAUAUUUUGAAUGUUCAUAUUGCUACAGUUGUAGAUUGUUGUUUUUUUUUAAACCAGUGAUGUUAAGGUGUCUUGGUAUUGUUAGCUACACCUUCAUAAAAAGGAAGCUUUGGUGUACCACUUCAAUAAUUUUGUUUAUCAUUCAUUCCCAGCUGUCUUGAACUAACACAACAAUGACAUAGUCAUUAUUGUUGCUUAAAACCAUUGAUAUUUCUCUUUCCUAGUCUCAUGUGCCCAUCUGUAAUGUGUUUGUGCCUCAUCACUUUCUAUGCUUCAAUUUUAUUUUUGUCAAACUAUUAUGGACUAGAUUGUGAGGUUUUUAAAAUAGUAUGCAACAUUUUCAGGUUUUGUAUGUAUUUUCUAAUUCUUCAACAUAGAGAAUAGUUUUUCAGGAUGUUUUAUUUUAAGUAACUCGCCAUGCUGCUUUACAGUGCUAUUUCAUAAUCGUAGUUGUUCAAAUAUUAGAAACUGCUUAUUUAUAAAUAUUUAAGAUAAACCACAAAAUAUUUAAUUGUACUGUUUGAGUAUACAGCAAUCAACAGUGAAAAACUUAGCUUUGAAGUCAGGCCAAAUAUGCUACAAUGCUUUUAAAAUUUUGUUUGUAAACUUUGUUUUGCCUUAUUGGACUGUAAAGUUUCACAUUUUGUAUAAGAUCAAUAAAUGUGAUGUGUUUUAA
Molecule: messenger RNA, 3860 nt
Organism: Physella acuta
Lineage: Eukaryota; Metazoa; Mollusca; Gastropoda; Physidae
Product: reticulon-3-B
Cellular component (GO): axon; endoplasmic reticulum membrane
Source: RefSeq, a predicted model, not a curated record